Messenger RNA from Symbiodinium pilosum, 354 nucleotides. The record is from the annotation of a GenBank genome assembly. Lineage: Eukaryota; Dinophyceae; Suessiales; Symbiodiniaceae.
AUGCUGCACUCAGCCCUGCAAUUUGCAGCUCCCGGCACCAUCUACGCUGGUGAACAGUUCUUGCUCCGGUUCACUUUCCCACCCAGAAACUUGUCCGUGUGGCUGCAGGUGGUAUUUGAGGGCCCCUCACCUGAGCAUCCUCAUAUAUACUCCAACGGGCACAUUUGUCUGUCCAUACUCUACGAUGCAUGGAGUCCAGCUUUGACAGUGCACGCUGUCUGCAUGAGCAUUGUAUCGAUGCUUAGUAGUGCGCAAGAGAAGGUGCGCCCGCAGGACGAUGCUAUGUAUGUCUCCAGAGUCGGGUACCGCUCACCAAAGCUGUCCAAGUGGCACUUUGAUGAUGACAGGGUUUGA